Molecule: messenger RNA, 2393 nt
Organism: Tigriopus californicus
Lineage: Eukaryota; Metazoa; Arthropoda; Copepoda; Harpacticoida; Harpacticidae
Exons: 2
Coding region: 1198-2250 (350 amino acids)
Source: RefSeq, a predicted model, not a curated record
GGAUUAGUCCUGCACGUCUUGAACAAAUACGUAGAUGUUCAACGAUCGACCAUUUGGUUGGUAUGACGAUAGUUUAAUGUAUCAAUUAUUUCAAAAAAGGUUUCCUGUUAUGGAAGAAUUAUCACCUAUAGACGUUUUUCAAGGCAACUUCUAGAUAUCGGACUUAGAUUUGCCGAUUCUCAAAAUUGCCGACGCAACUUCUGACUUCAUUAGUCGGAUGAGAGCGAGCAACACCUCCAAGCAUAGCCAUCACAAUUGUGAAAUGAGCAAGAUCAGUUGGUGGCAAUUCAAUGUCAAGACAAGUGAGAGUUAGACCUCGAAGGGUAAAUAUUUCAAGCACAGAGCAAAAGCGUGUCAAACUUUCGCAAAAUUAAGCAUGCAAAGAAACAUUCAAUUCCUCUUCCGAAUGAGCCGAGGCCGGCCGAGGAAAUUGGAUAAUUUCGGAAUCUGGCUGAAGGCCAGCCUUUUUUAACAUCUACCCUGCCCAACACUGCGGAUCAGGGCUCCUUGCUUGUCUUUCAAUUCACUCACUUCGAUAGGUACAUGCCCCCCAGCUCCAGUCGAACCAGUCGAAGUCAAGGUAAACCCAUGGCACGAAACGAGGUCACUUUUUCAGUCCUCUGCUGUCAAUGGCUCACUCGAGAACUGAAGUCACUGCGGCAAGAAAUGGUGGUUGCAUUAGAAUUCGCCAGGAAAAAGAACGCGCUUCAAAGGUGCCCCAGAGAAGUUUGACUUGGAACAAAAAAAACCGUGGAGAGCAGGACACACAACCACUUGAAAUGCCCCGCCUAACAAUCAACCAGUCGCCCAAGGGCCCUCCUAUCUAGGAGGAAGACUAGGUGGUGGUCAUGGUCGUGGUGGUGGAGGAAGAGGGACAACAAAAGCAACAACAACAACAACAACAACAACAACAACAACAACAACCAAAGGAGGAGGAGAAAAAGAAGCAGACCUAGAGCCAAAAGGGGAGAGGAGAACCCCAGGUAGAUAGUCUGGGCUUAGAAUUAGUCCUGCAUAAAUGGGGCAUUUGGGUCCGAGCUCACACAACUUUUGGGUAGCUGUAGUUCCUUGUGUUGCGAGUUGCGAAGUGCUUGGCAGUCGCUCUCUUUUUCAUUGGCCAAAAGAAGUUUCAAAGUUUAGGAACAAUACGGACCAUCAAUCGAGGCGUGAACUGGAGUCUUCCACGGUGCGUUUGCAAUGUCAUCGCCACUCUUGAAACGAGUUCAAUGGGAGAGAAACCGACGACAGAUCCAGCGCUUGCGAAGAUCCACAUUCCUCUUGACUUUGGUUCAAAUCUUGCUCGCGUUUUACCAUUUGGCAUUGGCACUUGGGUCCCAAAGUUCUCCCAGCGAAUCCAAAAGGAACAUCAAUUCAAAGCACAAUAACAGUGCAAGUUUUCAUCACUUGACGUCAAAUGCAAGCGGACUCAUUCCUUCCAUAACCAAUGAUUUCCCCCCCUCAGCGGGUUCCAAUUCAUCGCGGGUUACAACGUCUGCUAACACCUUUUUCAGCAUUGGGCACCGAUACAACGCCACUGGGACAAAAUCAAUCAAAAACGAACCAAGAUGUCAAGACCGGUCAAAAGAAAACAUGGUAUGGAUGAGUUUGAAGAGUGUGCCCAUUUCUGUGAGCAUUGGAGGAUGGUUCUUCGUGUGCCAACUUUUGCCUCUCAUCUUGGCCUUAUUUAGCCUUUUUAAUCUGAGCCAAAGAUGUCACCUCCUUAUUCCGGUCCUCUUCCUCCAACCCAUCAAUCUCAUGGUUUUCAUUCUCGUGUCUGUCCUUUCCUAUCAAGUGGCCUUCCAGGAUUCUCAAAGGGAAGAGGAAGAAGAAGAAGAAGAAAGAGGAGGAGGAGGAGAAGGAGGAGCAGGACGAAUGUGGUUGACGGUUGGCGCUCUUAUCAUAUUCAUCACCACCCUGAAUCUCCUAUCAUGGUGGUCCUAUCUGAAGCUCUAUCUGAAUGUAUCAAGUCUGUGGCCAAAUAUAUCGGCGCCCCAACCAUUGAUCCAUAUCUCUGGCCUUCAGUGUCAUGCGAUUCGUCAUUCUCCAAGUUCUGGCAAUCGCUCAUCCUCCACGGGUGAGGAUGGGAGCAAUGUGAUUCUUAUGCCACACCAACCAUCGCCUCCACCCACCAAGUACCAAUUACACCGACAGAGAACCAAUGCCACUACAGCCGCUCCUCCCAUCAAGGAUAAUCAUAAGGACAUGAAACGAACCACCAUGUCUCACUCAGACAUCCAUCUAGCUAAUUAAAGAUGCAUUUUGGGCACGAAUAUCCUAAUACUAUCGACGUCUGGCACCGCGUUCCUCCAACUACUAUUCGUUCUAUGUAUAUCUUACCUUCAAAGCAAACCAAACCUUUUUAAUAAAUAUGAUAUAAUUGCUUUCAGCUUGAA